CGUACAGCCACCACAUCCCUUUUAAGGACUCGAAAGACAGACAAGCCUCACCUCCAGGAGGGCCCCAAACUACACCGAUCUCAAACCCACCUCGACCCCACAAGAGCCAUGUAGCCAUGAUGAUUCAUCUUACUGCCACCCCAUGCCUGGUACAGAAUCCACAGAGGAUACAGGCAGUGGCCACCAAGAUGCUUCAUACUGCCACCACAUCCCUUUUAAAGGCUCGAAAGAACAGACAGGCCUCAACUCCAGUAGGGCCCAAAACUACACCGAUCUCAAACCCACCGGUACCUCGACCCCACAAGAGAAGAGCGGCGAAGACUACGCCCAUCUGUACCGUACGUUGGACCACGUGGUGGUGUCCUCCGAUCAUCCCUACGACAAGCCUGAAGAUGUUUACAACAAACCGGAGGAUGUUUACGACAAGGCUGAGGAUGUUUACAGAUACAAGGAUCCCGAGGAAGUUAGCUGUGCUUACAAGGCUAGAGAGCGUGUUGUGGAGAUGUGGAACAGUGUUAAGCUCAGCGGCGUGUUUUGGGGUUGCCUUGUCUGCGGACUCCUGCUUGUGACGUCAGCUGUCACAGCUUCAAUCCUCUUCACUCAUUUCCUUUCUGGAAAAGCGGAUCAGGCCGACUUGAUGGGGAAUAGUUCGGAGCUACAGGAAACAUCAAACUGGACAAUCGUCAAUUUCGACUUCGUGACUUUUCCCACGACUGUCGUCUACCUGUCGGUCACAGACAUAGAUGAGUGUGCCAGCAAACCACGGCCAUGCCUACAUGGAACCUGUGUGAACAAAGAUGGCGGAUACAACUGCACCUGCUCUCCCGGAUGGACUGGACAGGACUGUCAGCAAGACAUAAACGAGUGUGCCAGCAAACCAUGCCUACAUGGAACAUGUGAGAACAAAGAUGGCGGAUACAUGUGUAUCUGCUCAUCUGGAUGGACCGGACAGAACUGUCAGCAAGACAUAAAUGAGUGUAACAGGAACCCAUGUCAACAUGGACACUGUGUGAACCAAGAUGGAGGAUACAAAUGUACCUGCUCACAUGGAUGGAUUGGACAGAACUGUCACCAAGACAUAGAUGAGUGUACCAAAAAUCCCUGUCAACAUGGACGCUGUGUGAACAAAGAUGGAGGAUACAACUGUACCUGCUCACCUGGAUGGACUGGACAGAACUGUCAGCGAGACAUAGAUGAGUGUACCAAAAAUCCCUGUCAACAUGGACGCUGUGUGAACAAAGAUGGCGGAUACAAAUGUACCUGCUCAUCUGGAUGGACUGGACAGAACUGUCAGCGAGACAUAGAUGAGUGUACCAAAAAUCCCUGUCAACAUGGACGCUGUGUGAACAAAGAUGGCGGCUACAAAUGUACCUGCUCACCUGGAUGGACUGGACAGAACUACAUAGAUGAGUGUACCAAAAAUCCCUGUCAACAUGGACGCUGUGUGAACAAAGAUGGAGGAUACAAAUGUACCUGCUCACCUGGAUGGACUAGACAGAACUGUCAGCGAGACAUAGAUGAGUGUAUCAAAAAUCCCUGUCAACAUGGACGCUGUGUGAACAAAUAUGGCGGAUACAAAUGUACCUGCUCACCUGGAUGGACUGGACAGAACUGUCAGCGAGACAUAGAUGAGUGUACCAAAAAUCCCUGUCAACAUGGACGCUGUGUGAACCAAGAUGGCGGAUACAAAUGUACCUGCUCACCUGGAUGGACUGGACAGAACUGUCAGCGAGACAUAGAUGAGUGUACCAAAAAUCACUGUCAACAAGGACGCUGUGAGAACAAAGAUGGCGGAUACAAAUGUACCUGCUCACCUGGAUGGACUGGACAGAACUGUCAGCGAGACAUAGAUGAGUGUACCAAAAAUCCCUGUCAACAUGGACGCUGUGUGAACAAAGAUGGCGGAUACAAAUGUACCUGCUCAACUGGAUGGACUGGACAGAACUGUCAGCGAGACAUAGAUGAGUGUACCAAAAAUCCCUGUCAACAUGGACGCUGUGUGAACAAAGAUGGCGGAUACAAAUGUACCUGCUCAACUGGAUGGACUGGACAGAACUGUCAGCAAGACAUAAAUGAGUGUACCAGAAAUCCCUGUCAACAUGGACGCUGUGUGAACCAAGAUGGUGGAUACAAAUGUACCUGCUCACCUGGAUGGACUGGACAGAACUGUCAGCGAGAUAUAAACGAGUGUGCCAGCAAACCAUGUCUACACGGAACAUGUGUGAACAAAGAUGGCGGAUACAAAUGUACCUGCUCAUCUGGAUGGACUGGACAGAACUGUCAGCAAGACAUAGAUGAGUGUACCAAAAAUCCCUGUCAACAUGGACGUUGUGUGAACAAAUAUGGCGGAUACAAAUGUACCUGCUCACCUGGAUGGACUGGACAGAACUGUCAGCGAGACAUAGAUGAGUGUACCGAAAAUCCCUGUCAACAUGGACACUGUGUGAACAAAGAUGGCGGAUACAUGUGUAUCUGCUCACCUGGAUGGACUGGACAGAACUGUCACCAAGACAUAAAUGAGUGUGUCAGGAAACCAUGCCUACAUGGAACCUGUGUGAACAAAGAUGGCGGAUACAAAUGCAGCUGCUCACCUGGAUGGACUGGAAAGAACUGUCAGCAAGACAUAAAUGAGUGUGUCAGCAAACCAUGCCUACAUGGAACCUGUGUGAACAAAGAUGGCGGAUACAAAUGCAGCUGCUCACAUGGAUGGACUGGACAGAACUGCCAGCAAGACAUCAAUGAGUGUACCAUGAGGCCUGCACAUCGAUGCCUACAUGGAACCUGUGUGAACAAAGAUGGCGGAUACAAAUGCAGCUGCUCACAUGGAUGGACUGGACAGAACUGCCAGCAAGACAUCAACGAGUGCGUGAAAAUCCUGUCGGCAUGCAACCAUGGCCGCUGUCAAAACCAAGAGGGCGGAUACAAAUGUACCUGCUCACCUGGAUGGACUGGACAGAACUGUCAGCAAGGUGAGUUAUAUAAUAGCAAAGCGUCCCGGCGCUGUCAGCAUGGGUGGAGUGAACACAACAACCACUGCUACAAGCUGGUGAACGAGGAAGUCAGCUUCAGUACAGCGAACCAAAGGUGCAAAGGAAUGGGUGCGAAUCUCGCUUCUAUCAGGGACGGCCAGGAGAACAGCUUCAUUGCAAGUGCAUCUGAUGAUAUGGUCUGGAUAGGACUACAACACAAGAAGUGGACGGACGGGUCAGCAUUUCCUUACAGGAACUGGGCUAAGGGAGGGAACUGA
This is a messenger RNA of Branchiostoma belcheri (Belcher's lancelet), 3247 nucleotides long. Its product is annotated as fibropellin-1-like. The coding region runs from base 143 to 3247 and encodes 1034 amino acids. NCBI's taxonomy places the organism in Eukaryota, Metazoa, Chordata, Leptocardii, Amphioxiformes, Branchiostomatidae. Gene Ontology annotation, molecular function: calcium ion binding. The transcript is spliced from 26 exons. The record is from RefSeq and is a predicted model, not a curated record.